Molecule: messenger RNA, 213 nt
Organism: Brugia pahangi
Lineage: Eukaryota; Metazoa; Nematoda; Chromadorea; Rhabditida; Onchocercidae
Source: the annotation of a GenBank genome assembly
AUGUUUAUCAAAACAAUUUUAUUCAUUGUUUUCUUCUCUCGGCAAGGCAAAUAUUGUUGGCAGGUUGCCGAUGUGAACUGUACCGGACACAAUAAACUUCUGAAAAAAAGAUUGCUCUUAACUGAAGUGGAAUUAAAAAAAAAAAUGAGAAUUUUGUGUCACGAAAGUGAAUAUAGAAUGGCCGAAAAUGGAAAUUGUCACCUAAUGGUGUGA